ACUGCUUUCACCUCACUGCCUGGGGAAAGCCAACCGUGAACAUGCUUUCUCCAGGCCACUUUUUCAGGCACUUUCUACGGGCGUUAUUGAUAAUUUCCGGACUUAUAUGUCAGCUUGGGGAGCCAUCGAAAUCCAGACAGAAAAGGGAAGCGCUCUAUGACCAACCUCGGAUGUCCUCGGAAAAUGGAAACCUAAUAUUUUCAGUCAGCCAGACAAAAUGUAUUGAAUUUAAGACCAGCUCGUAUGGAAAAAUAAAAGUUAAUGAUGAUGACCUGUCUGAUCUGCUGGCUCAGAUACACAAAAACAGAGAAGAAAUUUCUGCAUUAAAAGCAAACGUUCUUGGAAACAACCAGACUGUGUCCAACCAGCUCGCUCAGCUCAGUACAAAGUUGUCUGAUAUUGAAAACAGAGUUCAAGUUUUGCAAGAGGUUAUGAACCGAAAGUCAUGCAGUAGUAACCCAUGCCAGAAUUCAGGGAUGUGUCUGAACCUUUUGGAUUCCUUCUUUUGUUUGUGCACCGAUAACUGGCAGGGUCCUGCCUGCGCUGAUGAUGUCAAUGAAUGUCAGAAGUAUGGUGGGACCACACUGGGCUGUCAGAAUGGAGGUAUAUGUGAGAACACGCCUGGAAGUUACAGGUGCACCUGUACUCCAGAGUGGUACGGCCCACAAUGCACCUCCAAGUAUGAUGACUGUAAAGCGGGUUCUGCAGAGCUCUGUGUCCAAGGGAUCUGUACAGACUUAGACAGAGUCCAGCCAGGUCAGCCCAGGUACAGCUGUGUUUGUGAAACGGGAUGGACAUCACCUCCUGGGUCCGCCGCCUGCACUGCGGAUAUAGAUGAAUGCUCUCUGCCCAACCCUCCCUGCUCCCAGAAUCCUCCAGUCCAGUGUACUAAUAAUCUAGGAUCCUUCACUUGUGGCCCCUGCCCUGCAGGCUGGAGCGGGAACGGGUACAGCUGCCAAGAUAUCGAUGAGUGUCUAACAGACAAUGGAGGGUGUUCUGUGGCCCCGCUGGUGAAAUGUAUGAACACUAUGGGCUCCUAUCAUUGUGGCUCCUGCCCACCAGGUUAUGAAGGUGAUGGUAAGACAUGCAAUCAGAUUGACGCCUGCUCUGUGAAUAAUGGAGGUUGCCAUCCGCUAGCUUCAUGUGCUCCAAACAAAGAGGGUCUUCUGCCAGUCUGUGCUUGUCCUCCUGGAUACGCUGGAAAUGGAUAUGGGGCGAAUGGCUGCCAGUCUACUAGUGACAUCUGCCAGAAGCAAAACCCUUGUGUUAAUGGAGAGUGCAAGCCUGGCAUCUCAGACUAUAUGUGUGAGUGUCAUUUAGGGUGGAGUGGUACUAAUUGCUCAGAGAAAAUAAAUCAGUGUUCCAAUAACCCGUGUCAGAACGGUGGGACCUGCGUGGAUGGGAUUAAUGGUUAUAUGUGUAACUGCACCAGCGGAUGGACCGGCUUCCAUUGUGAAACCCAAACACAAGCUUGUGGAGGUGUUUUAACUGGUUUAAAUGGGACACUAAGUUACCCCAGCAAUCCAGGCAAUGAAUCAUACGGUCACAAUAUGAGCUGUUACUGGGUUAUAAAAACAGAAGCAGAUAAGAUCCUGCGCAUCACAUUCCCUUAUUUUCAGCUGGAGUCAAGUUCCAGGUGCAGUUUUGACUUCCUGCAAAUCCAUGAUGGAGACUCAGUAUCAGCCUCCGCGCUGGGAAAAUUCUGCGGCACCACAAUCCCCGCUGAACUUUUCAGUUCCCACAAUGCUUUGUAUAUCUGGUUUAAAUCUGAUGAGAAAUUUACCGCUGGGGGAUUUCGGAUAAGCUGGGAGUCUCGUCCACCAGAGUGCGGAGGUCACCUGUCAGAUCCUUACGGGUCCAUUCUAUCUCCUGGUUACCCUGGUAAUUAUCCUCCUAAUCGAGACUGCUACUGGACAAUUUCUGCUGACCCAGGGCUUUAUAUCACAUUUACCUUUGGAACGCUGAAUCUCGAACAUCAUGCCAAAUGUGAAAAUGAUUAUUUGGAGAUUCGAGAUGGCCUCCUGUCCCAAGAUACUCUUCUUGAUAAAUACUGCAGCACCAUGUCACCUGCCCCUAUCCAGACAUCAGGCCCAUAUGCCUGGAUUCACUUCCAUUCUGACAGCACAUUAACAGACAGAGGAUUUCACAUCACCUACAUAACGUCAUCCUCUGGUGCUACGUGUGGAGGAAACCUCACAGAUACUGAAGGUUUCAUCACAUCUCCAUCAUGGCCAAAUGCUUACACAGGAGACAAGCAAUGUAUUUACAUUAUCACACAAGGACGUGAUGAACAAAUCAACCUCAGAUUUACCCAUAUGGAUUUACAGAGCAGUAGUGGCUGUUCCCUGACAAUUAUUGAGAUUAGAGAUGGAGGUUCAGAGACGGCACCGCUGAUUGGCAGAUACUGUAACAAAACAAUUCCUGCUGUCAUAACGUCAAGCUCCAACACACUGUGGGUGAAAUUCAAGUCAGAUGCCUCAGCCACAGCAUCGGGUUUCCGAGCUUUCUAUCAAGUUGCAUGUGGAGGAGCUCUGUCUGGUGCUGGAACCAUUCGGACUCCACACUACCCAAAUCCUUACUACCGAGAGAGGACCUGUGAAUGGAUCAUCACUCAGCCAGAUGGAGAAGUGGUUCUGUUUAGCUUUGACUCCUUCGGCCUCCUAACGGGUACACUGUGCAACUCUAAUUAUGUUGAGGUCAGAGAUGGGCCAUCGCUAGACUCUCCUUUGAUUGGAAAAUACUGCGGCCCAGAUGUUCCUCCACCAGCCUAUUCAACCCAGAGAAGCUUGUAUGUCAAGUUUGUAACUGAUGCUUCCACUAUAAAUCAUGGCUUUUUAGCCUCGUAUAGCUCACUAGUUGAAGGUUGCGGAGGAACACUUACCACCCCUGAGGGAACAAUAUCAAGUCCCAUUUACCCUGCUGUGUACCCACAUGGUCUCAACUGCACGUGGCUCAUCUCAGUGCCAUCAGGCAAUCUGAUACAGUUAACGUUCACUACAUUCAACCUGGAGCAGACGUACGCCUGUCAUGGAGAUUAUCUAGAGAUAUACGACAAUGCAAUGAAUGCAACCGGGAACAAAAUUGGAAGAUACUGUGGAAGGUCCAUCCCUCCAUCAAUAACCAGCAGUGAUAAUCAGAUGGUUCUGCUCUUUGUUACUGAUUCCAGCAUAACUGCUGAAGGCUUUUCUGCUAGUUAUGUGUCAAUCAACGCAUCUACAGCCUGUGAUGUGGCCUAUACAGAAGCAACUGGUGUAUUCACCUCGCCGAGCUAUCCCAAUAACUAUCCCAUCAACAGGCAGUGUGUGUAUACAAUCACUGUCGAAUUUAACAAGCAGAUCAUGCUUAACUUCACCAAUUUCAGGCUAGAAUCUUUUUCAGGGUGCGCCAGAGACUAUGUGGAGAUCAGGGAUGGUGGCUAUGAAGUAUCUCCACUACUGGGUCGGUUUUGCAGGGAAAGCCCUCCACUGAUUAUAUCUCAUAGUAAUAAACUUUGGGUGAAGUUUAGAAGUGACUCCUCUUUCACAAAUACAGGAUUCUCUGCUCGCUGGGACACAGCGACAACAGGUUGCGGUGCUACCCUAACUGCAUUGUCUGGUGGAUUCUCAUCUCCUAAUUACCCCAUGCCAUACUACGAGAAUUCGGAGUGUUACUGGCUCCUGAGUGCCUCUAGAGGAAGUCAGAUUGAAGUUCAAUUUGAAGCCUUUCAUCUGGAGUUACACAAAAAUUGUAUCAGUGAUUACCUAGCUAUCUACAAUGGCAAUAGCACCAAUUCGGUUUUACUACAGAAGCUCUGCGGUCCACAACUGCCAGCUCCAAUACGCUCCACCACUAGUGACAUGUACGUAAAGCUUAGGACAGACAACGUUAUGUCAUAUAGUGGAUUCCUGGCUACCUAUAAACAGGUAUGCCAAGGAGUCUUGAUCAGCGGCCGUAGCAGUGGCAUUCUGGAGAGUUUAAACUAUCCAAAUUCAUAUCCUUCCAACCAAUACUGCAACUGGACCAUACAGACCACACAGGGGAAUACCAUCAGCUACAUGUUCACAACCUUUCAGCUGGAGCAAUUGAACUGCAAUUUUGAUCAUGUUAAGCUCUAUGAUGGACCCAACGCCCAGGCAAAACUCAUUGGAACCUACUGCGAGGAGGCCCUUCCACCAGCAGGGACCACCAAUGGUACAAGCCUUCAUGUUGUCUUCCAGUCAGAUGUAUUCGGUGAACGACAAGGCUUUCAGUUAAUGUGGAAUGUCAAUGGAUGUGGCGGGGAGUUGUCGGGUCCCACUGGCUCCUUCAGCAGCCCUGGAUAUCCCAUGAAGUACCCAAAUAACAUAGAGUGUAUCUGGUAUAUCCGCACCUCUCCCGGAAGCAGCAUCCAGAUCACUAUACUGGAGUUUAGUAUUGAGUACCAGAGUACAUGUGGCUAUGAUGUGCUGGAGGUAUAUGGAGGCCAUGACUUGUCCUCCCCAAGGCUAGCUCAACUCUGUGCACCUCGAACUCCAGAAAAUCCCCUGCAAGUGUCUAGCACAGGGAAUAUGGUCACUGUCCGGUUUAAGACUGACACUAGUAGAAACGGCAAAGGUUUUAACGCAACAUGGCAUGAAGUUCCUGGAGGCUGUGGUGGAGUAGUCCAAGGCCCUAAUGGGGAGAUCCAUUCUCCGAACUACCCGAGACCCUAUGAGGACCACACAGAAUGUUCCUGGCUGAUUAAAGUUGAGGCUGGACACAGAGUCUUACUCAACUUUACAGACUUUGACAUAGAAAGUCAUCCCUCAUGUGAACUUGACAAUGUCACGGUGUAUGAUGGUGAAUCCGGUGAUGCGGCGAUUCUUGCAGUACAGUGCGGUACUCAAAUUCCUAGUCCGAUUGCCUCUUCUCAGAACACCAUGUUUGUCCGCCUGCGUUCUGACCAUAGCAACCAGCACAGAGGAUUCAGUGCACGAUUCAGUGAAGCAUUUGGAAGUUCUAUUGUGACUGACUCCAUCGGCGGAGUUAUUUCCUCACCAUUAUAUCCUGCCAACUACCCAAACAAUCAGAACUGUACAUGGAUUAUACAAGCCUCGGAACCUUUUAACCAUGUCACUCUGUCUUUUACGGACUUUCAAACUGGAAGCACAAGUCCUAAUUGUACAGAUGACUUUGUAGAGAUUUUAGAUGGGAACAAUUAUGGGUCACCAUUAAAAGGACGUCUUUGUGGUCAGGUAAUCCCUCACCCGGUUACAUCAUUCAGCAACGCCCUUGUGAUCAAAUUUGUCUCUAAUAGUUACACAACGUAUAGAGGAUUUCGUGCUACCUACUCUGCAUCAAUCUCAGCAUGUGGAGGAGAAUUACACAUGGAGAACGGGGCCUUCAACAGCCCAGCCUAUCCAGAAAACUACCCAGAAAAUAUGGAGUGUGUUUGGAACGCCUUUAGUGCUCCUGGCAACCGGCUCACACUGUCUUUCAUUUCAUUCUCCCUACAAGCAAGUGAAAACUGUUCAAAGGAUUACUUGGAAAUCAGGGAAGGCGAUGCCAAAGGCACGCUUAUGGGGACAUUUUGUGGAGGGAGCUUGCCCAAUAACGUGUCUUCUAUUGUCGGCCACAUACUCUGGUUAAAGUUCGUGUCUGAUGGAUCGAUAAGUGGAUCGGGCUUCAGGGUCUCCUUUUCCCACGUGUUUGGGAACAAUAUAGAAGGCACCUACGGAAAAAUUGCAUCUCCUCUUUGGCCCAGACAAUAUCCUCAUCAUUCCAAUUACAUCUGGAAAAUCAAUGUGCAAUCAGGUCAAAUCAUUGAGAUUCGAGUUCUGGAAAUUGAUAUUGAAGAAUAUGUAACCUGCUUCUAUGACAGAUUACGGAUAUACGAUGGUCCUGACAUCCACUAUCACAUCAUCGGCACAUACUGUGGAGUCACUCCGCCACCCUCCCUGUUCUCCUCCGGAAGUUCAGUGACUGUUCAGUUCAAAAGUGACAACAGUAUAAGUAGAAAGGGAUUUCUGCUGGAGUGGACUGCUGUCUCCCUGUCUCCUGAUCCGCUACCCACCAUAGCUCCAGGUGCAUGUGGCGGGUUAUUAACAACUGGAGACACGCCGUUAUUUUUGUUCUCUCCCGGCUGGCCCAAUAAUUACGCUUCAAGGCAAGAGUGUACCUGGGUGAUCAGAUCCCCAGAGUCUACAGUAGAACUGAACAUCCUGACCCUGGACGUUGAAUCACACAGCUCAUGCAGUUCUGACAAGCUGGUCAUCAGAGACGGAGAUAACAGCCUUGCUCCUGAACUUGCAACCGUCUGCGGCAGAGAGCCCCCGGGACCUAUCCGCUCAUCUGGCGAUGCAAUGUUCCUGCAUUUCUCCUCUGAUGGAUCAAACACUGGCAAAGGUUUUAAUGCAUCUUAUCAUAAAAGCUGUGGUGGAUACUUACAUGCAAACAGAGGACUGAUAACAUCACCAAAUUACCCAGAAAACUAUCCUGCCAAUCAGAACUGUACCUGGCAUGUGGUAGUGACCCCAGGCUUUACCGUCGUCACCCAUUUUGAUCCAGGUUUUGAAGUAGAGAACGUCGACUCUUCCUGUAACAAUGGGGACUAUAUUGAGCUAAGAAACGGUCCUGAUGGGUCAUCGCCUCCUUUGGGGACCACUGCCGGGAAUGGGAAGUUGUGUGGCAGGGGCGCGCCAUCCAGUAUGCACACUACGGACAAUGAACUGCUUCUCCGAUUCAUUUCUGAUAGUAGUAAUGAAGCCAAGGGGUUUAAACUCCAGUAUGAAGCCAAAGCUUUGGCAUGUGGAGGGAUCAUCUAUGUAACAGGUUCCAAUUCAAGUGGCUAUAUUAUGUCACCCAAUUAUCCCAGCAAUUAUCCUCCUAGCACAGACUGUGUAUGGAUAAUCAUCGUUCCAAACGGAGAAGCUGUGCAACUCGACUUCGAAGACCAAUUCCAUAUUGAACCCUCUGACAACUGCAGCUCUAGUUACCUGGAAUUAAGAGACGGUGCAGAUUCCAAUCAAAGGCUCCUGGCAAAACUAUGCGGAGACACUUUGCCGAUCACCUACAAAUCUCUGGGAAUUGCAAUGUACGUGAGGCUCAGGACUGACAGCGGUACCCCGCGUGCUGGUUUCAAAGCCCGCUAUUCCACUGCAUUCUGCGGUGGAACACAUUUCGGUGAGAGUGGUAUUAUUCAGAGCCCAGGUUACCCUUCAAAGAAUUACACAGAUUCCUCUUUGUGUGAAUGGAACUUUAAUGGUCCUACAGGACAUUACCUGACCAUUACAUUCAUGUCCCUUGAUCUUCAAGACUCAACAAACUGUUCACAAGACUAUAUUGAAAUCCGAGAAUACAAUGCAUCUGGGAAUUUGCUGGGAAAAUUUUGUGGUAAUACAGUACCUUUGGCCCUGAGGACAUCAGAUAGUUUUGCUUAUGUAAAAUUUGUCAGCGACGGAUCUGUAAAUGCCAAAGGAUUCCGAAUGCAGUAUGAAGCAAGUAUUGAAGAAUGUGGAAGAGAAAUUGAUGGAACCUCUGGAACUCUAAGCUCUCCUAAUUACCCCAACCUGUACCCACAUAAUCGUGUUUGUGAAUGGAGAAUAACGGUACCAGAAGGGAGACGGGUCACACUGACAAUUCAUGACCUACGGCUGCAAGACCAACAGACCUGCGACUACGACUAUGUGGCUGCGUACAAUGGUUACCAGAACCAGUCACCUCUCCUGGACCAGCUUUGUGGCUAUAUCACUCCAGAUACAGUUAUCAGAUCCUCUGGGAACACCAUGAGAGUUGUAUUUGUCACUGAUGGGUCUGUUUCCAAUGGAGGGUUCCAGGCCACCUUUACUUCAAUGGAAGAUGCAGUCUGCGGUGGAUCGCUCGUGAAUCCUGUUGGAGGUAACUUUACAUCUCCGGGAUACAAUCGAGUCACUAAUUAUACCAAGAAUCUAAACUGCGAGUGGGUCAUUCAGAACCCCAAUAUUUAUAACUCCACUACAUACAUUGCGUUCAAGAGACUGCAACUGGAACCACACCCAAAUUGCCUGAACGACUUUGUGGAAAUCCGAUUAGAUGAUGCAGAUGGGGAGUUAAUAAGCAGAGUAUGUGGGAAGAGCAUCCCAUCUGUCCCCAUCGCUCUGGUAGCACCUCGGAUAUGGGUACGCUUUGUUACUAAUACCCAAGUAGAAGACAUCGGGUUUCAUGCUGAAUAUUCAUUUACAGGUUGUGGUGGGAUACAAAGUGGUGUAGCUGGCAUUAUAUCUAGUCCCAACUAUCCUGGAAACUACACAGCGGGAAGCCACUGUGCCUGGCACCUGGAGGCCCCAGAAGGACAAAUUAUUACUCUCUCUUUUGCUUAUUUUGAUUUGGAAUAUCACACAGUAUGCCGCUGGGACUCAUUGACAAUAGUGAAUGGUGCCUUGCCAAGCUCACCAAUUAUAGGACAAUAUUGCGGAACUACAUCACCAGGGACACUCCAGUCUGGUGCUAAUAAACUGUUGGUGAUUUUCAAUGCAGACAAUUCCAUACACGGAGGAGGGUUUUAUGCUACCUGGACAUCUGAUUCUGAGGGCUGCGGUGGCUUUAUCCAUUCAGAUAACGGUAACAUCAAAUCUCCAGGUUGGCCUUUAAACUUCCCUCUCAAUAGCAGAUGCAGUUGGACAAUUCAGACUCAUGAAAGCAGCCAUUUUGAACUGACAUUCAGUGAAAACUUCCACAUUCCUGACAGCAGUGGACAAUGCCAAAGAAGCUUCUUAAAGGUUUGGAGGAAUACAACAGAGACCGAAGAGUACCUGUUAUUGUCAGCCUGUGGGGAUUCUGCUCCGGCUCCUGUGGUCUCCCCAGGAAGAAUCCUUAAAAUAACCUUCCAGUCACAAGAUAAUCCUGCCAGUGGUUUCUCAGCCAAUUUCACCAGCAGAUGCGGUGUUAACUUUACCAAGCCGAGUGGUCGAAUCGUAUCUUCAAACUAUCCAGACAGAUAUGACAACAAUUUGAAUUGCAUCUAUACCAUCCAAGCUGAAAACAACAUGUUUAUUGUCCUGACCUUCCUCAGCUUUGAAGUAGAAUCAUCACCAUUCUGCACAAAGGACAAUGUUAAAGUGUUCAGUGGCGUGGCUCCUUCAGGUAGUCUUCUGGAAACAUUCUGCGGCAGCUCACUUCCUGUAUCGCUUAGCAGCAGAGGAACAAUGUCUAUUUCUUUCAGAACUGAUUCCGAUAUCUCCAUGCAUGGAUUUGUGGCAAGCUACAGGGUGAUCCCUUGCGGAGGAUCAUAUAACAGCACUUAUGGAGUUAUAAGAAGCCCAACACAUUUGUCCACCAAUUACCACAGUAAUAUGAACUGCACCUACCACAUCACUGUGCAGGAAAACAGGAUUAUUGAGUUGAAGUUUAAUGAUUUUGACUUAGAGACAUCCUCAAGCUGCAUGUAUGAUUACGUUGCGGUCCAUGAUGGUUCGGACAUCUAUGGUCCUCUGCUAGGCAGGUUCUGUGGGAAUACCCUGCCUCAUAUUAUAAAGAGCACAAGCAAUAAUUUGUUCCUGGUGUUCCGUACCGACCUUUUGAAUAAUGCUGGAGGGUGGAGAGCAUCAUUUAGACAGACACUAGGACCUCAACAUGGAUGUGGUGGUUAUCUGACUAAUACCACCGGUCAUUUCAGAUCACCAGACUUCAAUAAUGAUGGGAAAUAUGACAAGAACCUGAACUGUGUUUGGACUAUCACAGCUUCUGUAAACAAACAGAUAAAACUGACAUUUACAGGCUUUAUACUGGAAUCGGAGACCAUGAGAACAUGUAGAUAUGACUAUGUCAAGAUCUUUGAUGGUAGCAGCACAGACAGUAAUCUACAAGGUACAUUCUGUGGCAGCAAUACACCUGCAAAUUUCACCUCUACCUGCAACCUUCUGACAGUCUGGUUUAUUAGCGACUCAACAGUGGAACGGGCAGGAUUCAAUGCCACGUAUGAGAUCACUGACUUACUAUGUGGGGGCAUCUAUAAUGCAACAUCUUCUGUAACCACGAUGACACCCCCGGAGUCCUACCCGCCAUUCACUUCUUGUCUCUGGACUAUUGAUUCCCCACCACAGGAGAGUGUGAAGCUGACAAUUCAGAACUUUCACCUUCCACCUGACCUGGACUGUUCUGAGAAUUAUCUGGAGCUCACAGACUCACCUGUGGGUGACUUUGGGCAGGUCCAGAAGUUCUGCGGGAAUGACACAUUUAAAAUUCCCGACUUUUACUCUAUUGGGCGUACAGCUGCCGUUACAUUUAGGUCACAAGAAUACACACUGGGAAAUCAGCUCAGCUUCACCUAUCAAGUAGCAAGCUGUAGUCGAGAAUAUAACCAGUCAUUUGGAUAUCUAAAAAGCCCACGUUGGCCAGGGAAUUAUCCAGAUAACAUAGAAUGUACAACAAUCCUCCGCGCUCCACACAGCCACUCCAUAUCUCUUUUCUUCAGUGCCUUCCAUGUCGAGCCAUCAUCUUCUGGAUGUCAUGACUACCUCGAAGUGAGGAAUGGCAGCUCUUCUGAUUCCCCAUCUCUUGGCACCUAUUGUGGGAAUAGUCUUCCUAAUCCGAUAUUUCCUAAAAAUAAUGUUCUCCAUAUCCUGUUUAAAUCAGAUUUUUCUAGAUCUUUCCAGGGAUAUGAAAUCAUUUGGACAUCAUCUCCAUCUGGUUGCGGGGGGACUCUGUUCGGUGAUCAAGGCACAUUUAGCAGUCCCGAAUAUCCUGGCAGUUACAGUAACAACACAGACUGUGAAUGGACGAUUGUGGCUCCCAUGAGAAGAGCAGUACGAGUACAGCUUGCAGCAUUUAGCAUCGAUGACCCCGGAGACUGUGCCAAUAAUUAUCUCAGCUUUUACGAUGGACCCCUGUCUAGUUCUCCAUUACUUAGGACGCUAUGUGGCCUGGAUGGAAAUAUCGCCCCAUUCGAUAGCACGUCUCAUCAGGUGUUUGUUAAAUUUCACGCAGACUAUGUCACACAGCCAUCUUAUUUUAGAGUGACUUGGAGCUCCUGAGACAAUUACAAUUUCUCCUACAAUUCAAGACAGUCAUCUGAAAAUCCUGCUGAGUAGUUUAUGUAACUGU
Nanorana parkeri is the source of this 11016-nucleotide messenger RNA. RefSeq names its product cubilin (gene CUBN). The transcript is spliced from 67 exons. Bases 42 to 10946 code for a protein of 3634 amino acids. The record is from RefSeq and is a predicted model, not a curated record. NCBI's taxonomy places the organism in Eukaryota, Metazoa, Chordata, Amphibia, Anura, Dicroglossidae. Gene Ontology annotation, molecular function: calcium ion binding.